This is a messenger RNA of Xyrauchen texanus (razorback sucker), 2435 nucleotides long. RefSeq lists its product as uncharacterized. The transcript is spliced from 2 exons. Bases 813 to 1559 code for a protein of 248 amino acids. Gene Ontology annotation, molecular function: channel activity. The record is from RefSeq and is a predicted model, not a curated record. Lineage: Eukaryota; Metazoa; Chordata; Actinopteri; Cypriniformes; Catostomidae. Gene Ontology annotation, biological process: pore complex assembly; monoatomic cation transport; cytolysis in another organism. Gene Ontology annotation, cellular component: pore complex.
UUACAAUUUAUGUGUGUACUGUAAUAACUGGUCAGUCAUUGUAGUGUUUAUCUUAUAUUUGAAAAAGACAACCAAUGCAUUUACUGUGCAUAAACCUAAUUCUGCACUUUAGUGGCAGUGAAAAGUCGCAUUGCAUGGAUGCUGGUGCAUGCUUUGCAGAUUCUCAGCUCACUGCAUCACUGUUUGUCUCUGCUAACAGUUUAGAUCUGGGAGCCAUAUGGUGCUUCCAAGUAUCUUGCUGUUAUUACAGAUCUUUCAACGUCUGAGCUAAAACUGUAGAAAACACUCAUCUGUCUACCUGCUGUCACACAUUUAAGAGGUGGUUUGGGACAUAAAGACAGAUUAGGUUUUGCCUGGAUUGGUGUGCAAAUGUCAACUUAAUUUGCUUAGAAUAGAAUUUGACAGGGUCUGAUUAAGUAUUGUUUGAAAUAAUAAUAAAAAAUGAAAAUAUGCAUUAUACAUAAAUACACAAUUUAAGGGAUAGUUCACUGAAAAAAUGAAAAUUAUUUUUCUUAACAAAAAGAGAGACAUUUGGGUUUAUAACAACACAGGGGUGAGUAAACAAUGACUGAAUUAUCAUAUUUGGGUGAACUAUCCCGCUAAGUUAAGAAAAUGUAAUUUAACUUGAGUUUCAGUUAAACAGUUAAUUCUCCAUCCUGCAUUUAUAUGCAUUAAGUCAAAUUAAAAUGCAAUGUAAGAAUAUGACUGUGCAUUAAGAGUGAUUAUUUGUAGCUUUGCAAUAAAAGCAACAUAACACAAAUACUGUACAUCAAUACAGUACUAUACAUAUGUUAUUAUAAGCUGGGCUUAAAAUGAAACACUCAAUUUUAUAUCAAAUGAAACAGCAGGUCCCUGCUCCGUCUCUCCAAUGGGUCCUUGGCCUGAAAAUGUUGAAGACCCAUGAUCUAGAUAAUCUAUUUAAUGGCUUAUCUGGAAGCAAGUUUUCUCAAAGGAAUUUAUCCUGUCUUAUAAACGUUCUUCUUUUUUUCUCCUCUUUAAUGAUUCUUCUGUUCUUAAGUAGAGCAAACAUGCAGAACGCAGAGGCCGUGUCAGCAACUAUAACCACCAAUAGGAACUGUACAGUGGAGAUCACCAAUGUCACCACUGCUUAUUGCCUAAUCAACCCAAAGGUGUACAUGUUCAGUGGGUUUAGUUGCCAUCCUCCCCAGCCCACCAUCCGCACCACCAGGACCGAGGUAUGCUCAUUCACUAAGGAUGACAACACAGCCACCGGGGCAGUGGGCCUCUUGACCUAUGACCUCUUCCAAAUGAAGAAAUCUAUGUGCACUGAGCGUGUGGCUGUUCUGUUCUCUGUGCCCUUUGACUACAAUCACAAUAAGAAUGUGUUGGGCAUCGGGAUAUUUGAGAGCAGCCGUGGAUGUGACAAGGCCCUGUACAAGCACAUGUAUGAGGGCAAGGACCUCAGUCAGUUUACCCGUGUAGAUGCAGCAGGAUCUGGAAUCGUCCUCAAGGGACAAAACAUAGACUUAAGGGCGACCAUGUCCAAUGUUGGCAAGGCUAUAAUUAAACUGGAGCUCUAUGAUAAGAUGGGUCACUAGAAAUGGCUUUAGGAAACGUGUUCCCUUUUGAUAAUUCAUUUAUUGAAAUAUUUCAAAAUAGUUUUAAAUACUUUUGAUUACUCACUUAUCCAAAAUGAUAUGCAAAAAUGCAUAAUGGAUUUUGUUAUGACAUUGUGUUUUUAAAUCUGGUCUUAUGAAAAUUAUGUGACUGUGGUGACAAUUUUGUAAAAGAAUAUUAAAUGAUUUAUUGCAUGUAUUACAGCAGUUCUGAGGUUAAAUGUUCACACAAAAAAAAGAAAGAAAAAAAAGAGUUAAAUGUUCUCCCAACAGAUUGUUUAUGUUAAUGCUCUAUUGAGUUUUUAAUCCACAAACCCUACAACCCUACCCUAUAUCUUAACCUUAAAGCUAACGCAAACUGAUAGUGCAUACAAAGAAAUGUGAUAUGAAAAAACACAAUUGCUGAAGCAACUAUGUCAUUUUAUGGUGCUUCUAUGACACUUCUGGAUCAAGUGUCAACUUGCAUGCUCUUCUGGAUUCAUACCCCAGACUUUUGCAUUGCAAGUGCUUGUAAUUGUAGCAGGUUAUAUAAUGCAAACAUUAAAAUGUAUCGUUUUACAAUUCACUUGUUAUAGUACAAUUGUUAAUUGUCAUAAGAUAGCAUUAUAAGUGUCUAUUAACAAAAAAUCUGCCGUUUUACUCGUGAUUUGUGUGAAUAAGAAUAAAGGGAAUUGUAUUUUUUGGUCCUCUAGUGUUCAAACUGCCAACAUAUGUACAAUAAGCUACAUAAAAAUAAUUGAGCAAAAUUGUAGAUAAAGUGACGUGAUUGUUGAUGUCUGUGUUUCUACCUACAUUGAUUUACACAUUUCUGAAGUGUAUAUUAUCUCCAAAACAAGCUUCUUAAUAAAAACGUGAAAA